UGUGCGUACGGGCGUCGAAUGUGUCUUCUGCGUGCGAACCACAAGGGGACAGAAGCUUGGUAUUAGUGCGGUCGCAACAUCAUCCAUCUCGAGCGGCUAGCAUGCGUGUUUUUCUGUCGUGCCGUGUUUCGUCUCGAAUUCCAUCCAAAAUUCACAGCGUCAACACGUUUUACACCGUAGUGAAGAAUGUGAAUACUGUCCAGCACAAUAUAUGCGGCAACUGAUAACGUGAAGGUGCACAUUCAACCGUAAACACUGGUGCGAUAGUUGUAAUUGUGCUUCAGAGCAAAAAAACGCCGCAUCCGAUCGCAGCAGGAAGGCUCUUGCUGCUGGUUCCCUAUGCGAGACACACCACCAACCAUCAGCACUCAUCAACGUGACGAUGUUGCCCAAGAACGUUGCGAACCGAGCUGCGUCGCUAUGAUCGUUCUACGUCCGUACGUCAAUUAUUUUAUUUAAAAACGUUCCGUGCAUACAAAUGUAUGUUUCCGUUUCCAACGCAAAAUAGUUUCGCUGUGAAGGGGCUACCUCUAGUGCAAUAAAUCGUGUACGCUAACGGCCUCCAAAUAAGGUUCAACCUAAUAGUGCUAUAACCUGAUGUUAAAUCUCUGAUUCCUUACGCAGUAAAGUGGCAACGGACGUGUGUGCGCAUGUGUGGCUUGAUUGAGAGGCACACACAAAGUUCGAUAAAACAUUUAAAUUGCUAUCAGUACAAAGUGAGCCUAUAUAUAGGAGAACACAUCCGAAGUGCUUGAAAAUAGUUUUACAAUUGUAGAAUAAACAACAUCCAACAACGAGGACAAUGAAGCUGCAUCAACCGCAACAGUUCCUAGCGCUGCUCGGAGGACUGACCCUGGUUCUCUGCAUGGUUGCUCGUAUUAACGCUGCCAGCGGCGGACUUGUUGGUGGUGGUGGUGCCGGUGGAGGAAGUGGUGGCAGCGGCGGUGCUCGAGGAUCGGGUAUGUACAACUAUGGCACCUAUGGCGGAAUGGGUGCAUCGGGUAGCAUCGGCGGUGGCGGAAUGCGCCGAGGAGCUGGCGUGUACGGCCCGGUUGGCCUUGGAAAUCCACACGACGUGCCGCGAUAUUUGAAUCCUGGCCAGGGCGGAACAUCGGCGACAAAGGGUCCAAUGUCGGCUAAAUCGGGCCACCACCGUCUUUCGGCCUGGGGAAUCAUUACGAUUGUUACAUUUGUCAUUCUGAUCGGUGCUGGUGCGUACUGGGGUUUUAUCUGCUAUCCCUUCUUCUGCAAGAAGGAACGCAGCUACAACAUGAUGAUGAACAUGUCGUCGGCAACUACCGCCACACCGUCAACGCGAUCGACCGAAUUCGAAAAACUCGAUCACUGCUGCUCUAAAUCGACCACUUCUACACGGAGCAACGAUACGGGCAUUAGUAACAUCUAAAGCAAGCGUCGAUCUUAUCGCCAUCAUUCCCGCGCUAUAUGCAGAACCACUGCAUAGCACCGGACGAAAGUAUACAAAUAAUGGAACUUGUAUAUUCUUAUGAUUAGGCCACGUUAUAGCCAUGACCAUGAUAUAGCUACAAUUGAAGGAAAGCUAAACUACACCAAUAGCUCUUUUCGCCAUCGAUUCUUUUGGAUUGGAAUAUGACAACAACAAAAAUUGUGCUUAUUACUCUUACACUAUCGUAAAUGACUACUAUUUUCGAAUGUCAAAAGUAUUUCUUUUGAGUGACUGAUUUUCGUCUUUAGCGUCUUAGCGUCUUUCUCGUUGUGACAAAUUGAUAGUGAUUGCAUUUAUCUACUUAGGCAUAAAGAUAACGAAACAUACACCUUCUACUACUAAAGUGAUAGCUUGCGGAACAGUAAAGUAGUACAUUGAAAAUAUUAGCCCAAUAGUUAGAAAAAAAAGUAUUGAAAAUAAAGACUUAUAAGAAAAUCAUGCAAUAAAUAUAAUUACAACAUUAAA
Messenger RNA from Anopheles funestus (African malaria mosquito), 1930 nucleotides. RefSeq lists its product as uncharacterized. The record is from RefSeq and is a predicted model, not a curated record. The transcript is spliced from 2 exons. NCBI's taxonomy places the organism in Eukaryota, Metazoa, Arthropoda, Insecta, Diptera, Culicidae. The coding region runs from base 803 to 1405 and encodes 200 amino acids.